This is a messenger RNA of Haplochromis burtoni (Burton's mouthbrooder), 667 nucleotides long. RefSeq names its product chondroadherin-like protein. The record is from RefSeq and is a predicted model, not a curated record. Gene Ontology annotation, cellular component: plasma membrane. NCBI's taxonomy places the organism in Eukaryota, Metazoa, Chordata, Actinopteri, Cichliformes, Cichlidae. Gene Ontology annotation, molecular function: protein binding.
AAGAGGAGGAAACCAUUACAAAAUGAGCUCUGUGAGGCUGCUAAAGGCAGUAGAUCCCUCACCAGCUGGAUUAAAAACGGCACAGAAGCGCCUUCAUCUUACUCAUUGGAUUCUGCUGAUCAGCCUGCUGGUCCGCUGCGUCUCUGCAGUCCAAGCAGCAAAAUGCCCACAGGAGUGUUGCUGUGUCCAGCUCAAUGUGACCUGUGCCAACAAGAACCUGACCCAGGUUCCUCCUAAUGUUGAUGAGAGAACAGUCAAACUGGACCUUCGAGGUAAUGACUUACAGGAACUCCCCACUGGGGCUUUCAUGCACACCCCCUACCUGACUCACCUGUUGCUGCAGCGCUGUAACAUCCACAAGGUGAAGGAGGGGGCGUUCCGUGGCCUCGGUCGCCUGGUCUUCCUCAACCUUGCCAACAACAACAUUGACAUCCUCUACCAGGAGUCAUUUGACGGUUUGUCCUCACUAAAGCAGCUUAUUAUUGACCGUAAUCGUGUGGAAGAGAUCCAGCCUGGAGCGUUCUCUCAGCUGGGCUCCCUCAACCUGCUCUCCCUCUCACACAAUCAGCUGGUUUACAUCCCUAAUAUGGCAUUCCAGGGCCUGCAGAAUAUCAAGAAGCUUCGUCUUAGUAACAACUGUCUAAUCUACCUGGACACUGAAGCCUUU